GAAAAAAUCACUAACCACGCCUCUACAGUUGCUCUACAGCUAGGAUGACGGAGAGAACACUGUUUCCCAGUUUCGGGCCCUCUGGAGCUGCAGCUAGCACCACUGCUGAUGAAACCAGUGCUACUAGUGCUACCAGUGCUACUAGCUGGUUGCAAAACUCUAGCUUUCCUCAGCACUUGGUGGGGCGACUCAACUCAGAAUCUGUUCAGGGCAGUGUUAAAACUGCCAUCCCAGUAAAGUCGUCUGAAUCCGUUAAAAAAGAUUCUAAAAGAAGGAGAACUGAUAAAGUCAGUGCAGAGAAAAAGAAAAAGAAGAAGAAACAUAAGAAACAUCACAGUGAUAAAGUUGUUGAGCAGAUUUCAAAGUUUGAUCUGUAUGAGCUGCUUUAUAAAGGUGAUAAAAACAACUACCGUUACGGUUCGCUGUACUCGUAUGAUAUCCCCUCCUACAAAAUACGUAUAAAGUGCUGUCUUGGUGACAAUACUAAAACUCCCUAUCUCCAAGCUGGAACUAAACCCAAACCUCCUCCAGCUUCCCUUGAUCCUGCAGCUAGGUAUUACAAGAGGAUCUCAGCGCCGGAGCUGACCCUCUCCCACCGCACACGGUUCCUACGUAUAAACGCUGACUAUAUCUCCCUGACAGUAUCAUCCUCAUGUUGGGAGCCAGCUGAGCCUGUACUCGCUGUUCUGGAUCCUUCUAAAUCACAACCACUGGAUCUGGACCGCUGGAUACAGUUCAUUCAAUCCACUGGUACAACUAAAGCUGGAUUAGAACGCAGAUACGAAAUCUGUCAGAAAGCGAGGAAAUUUUUACCUCAAAAUCUACUGAUUCUUAAAAAGACAAUCGACACUGCUAAGCAGUUCAUGUCGAAUCAACAAAUAGGGCGUGUGUGGACUGAUAUUCUGUUUCAUCAUCCUAACAAACUGGACCUAUGGCUGGAGUAUCUUCACUACAAAGCGAACAAUCUUACUGAGCUGAAUUUCUCCUCGGUCGUUGCUGCAUACAGAAAAUGUUUUGGCACAUUGUUUGGAUUCCACCAAGGAACCUUUAGAAGUCACGUAUUUGACGGAGACAUAGAUACGGCACUCACGCAGGUCGCCGCACGAUUCAUCAAGCUCUUGUACCAUAUGGGAUACACUGAAAAAGCAACAACUUACUGUUCAUCACUCCUUGAACUUUCAACCUCGCAGAAGAGCAAGAGCGACUUCGUUACUUGGUAUGAGAAAGGAUGUACGUUACUGGGCUCAUCUGGAUAUGAAGAAUGGUGGAAGUCGGAGGUUCCAUCUCAUGUUACUGAAACUGUAACUCAGAAGCCCGAUGGACUUGUGGAAGAUAAGAUUUGGUGUUUGUGGUUGCAAGAGGAGGAAAGGAAAGAAAACCUCUCGAGCGGUCCAACGAAUAGAAGAUUGACAGGUGAGGUAAUUGAUCCUGAGUGCUGUGUUACCGCCUCGUGGUUACAACAGUUUCUGUUCACAUCCCAAAAACCUGACCUGCUGUUCGAAAGCAUGUUUCGAUUACAUCUACCAGACAACAUCGCUCACCUACCUUUUCUAGCUUUGUUUCAUUGUCAGAUCAAACUCUUACACAACAAUUUGGAGUACCUGAUGAGGUUGUGUGAACAGAUGUACUCAAGACUGGAAAACCAAACUGUUAUUGGGGUCUUUUGGACUCUUCUUACUCAUCUAAAGUCCUCAAAUGUUAAGAGCACAUCUCGGUUUGUGAAGGGUCUGCUAAAAGAGCCAGGACACCGCAACAACAUGACCUACUGGUCCCUCUUUACUCACUUCACCUCGGAGAGCCACUCCGUGCUUCAGAAACUACUCACUACUCCUCUCUCCGCGUAUCAUGAAGCAGUGUUGAGGAACAAGUUGGCACUUUGUCAGGAAGCUGGGACACAGGGAGAUAGGGGGAGAGUUGAUAGUGUUGAUAGUGUUGAUAGGGAGAUUGAGGAGCUGAUCUGUAAACCCAUUCUCAGCACGACAGAGACCCUCCACCUGGGCACGUACGCUACCAACCUGUUCUGCUCCAACUACACCACCCUCUCACCCCUCUCACCAGAACAAGGACCCUACCUGUUAGCCCACGUGGGUAGAUUAGUGGAGUCGGGGCUGCCACGUGACCAGAUCCAAGUGGACUUGUUGGUUCUCUUCAGACACGUCAUACAGACCGAGCUGAAGCGUGGUGACGAGGCAGAUACCAACAUUCUAAGGAAGGUAGCCCUGUUAGCAGUGGAGCAGUUUCCUCAGAUACAAAUGUUCUGGGACCUUUUAAAGAAACAUGUGACAAUGACUAGUAAAAUAUGGGAAAGAUUAUUAAAGAGCAACCAAGAAACAAUGUGGUACUGCAGAGUUACACACGAGUGUGACAAGCAGGAAACUCACCCGGAUAUCAACCUGACUAACCGGAUAAUAUCCCUGGCGGUCACCUCUGUUGAUACCUUCCCUCGCUCGCUACUAUUGUGGGAGCUUUAUACUCAUAUCUCGCAGAAGUACGAUACAAAGUCCCUGAAAAGUGUUCUCAUUCGAUCCAUCAAGGAAAAUCCUUCUAUGAAGCAAUUUUACCUACAAGCUAUCCACUGUUGUCCCGAGGAGGCAGAAACAGUGUACGAGCUGAUAGAAGAGAAACAGAUCAGGCUGAGAACUCUUAUAGAGGAAAUUCAGAUGUUCUGCCAAUGAAAACUUAUCAGAUCACGAGAUCUUCACCUAAAUGGAUGUUAUUCUAAAUGACACUGUUCUUUAUUAAGAUAUAUAUGACAGCAGAUAAAACAAACAAGUAACUGAGAAGAAACACUGAACAAUAACUAAAUUUGUUUUUCCAGUUAGAUUGGUUAUGGUUUCUGGUAGUACGCGGAGAAAAAUGAGAUAUGUUGAGUAUUACAGGAGCCCUGAUUGACCUUCCGUGGUAUUGGUGGUAUGUUAUUUCAACAUGAUUGUUCAGAAGUUGUGACUGGGAUUGCAAACAAAAUGCCAAAACUCGUAAAUUUCACCAAAUAAAACGCAAAAUUCCUGUUAGUGAUAUUUGAAAACCGAAUAAUGGGGAUGAUCAUCAAUCUGAGAAAUUCUAUGCAUACAAUAUUACUUUUUCAGCUGCAAUAUCGUUAAUUGAUAAAGAUAAUUGUCUGCUCCCAUUUUCCAAGUUGAAAAACAAUCUUAUCAGAAAAUGUCCCUUGUAAUUUUGUUACCCAUUGUCCAGUGUGUCCAAGCCUAAUAAGAGCUAUUUCGUGUUGAGAAAUUGUUUUCUUUUCCCGUUAAAUGGCCGGUACGCCCGACGUUUACCUCUGUUCUCUUCUUCCCCGUGAAGAACUUCUUGAAGACUGUUUUCCUCUCCCAUUGCCCGUUUAUGCAAUAUCAAGUUAUCCUCUUCCUCCAGGACUUCAUUUUCUGAUCCCCUCGGCAUCUUGUGCAGCACUUCAUCUUCUGCUCCCCUCUUGUGUAGAAUCUCGUCUCCAGCGUUUCGUUUAUGUAGAAUUUCGUCUCCAAUGUCUCGUUUAUGCAGAAUUUCCUCUUGAGACUCCCUUACGUAUCGGGUGUGCUGUGCCUGUAAGUGUAAAUAUCUUACAAUUAGUAAUUAACUAACCAUAGUGC
Molecule: messenger RNA, 3584 nt
Organism: Bolinopsis microptera
Lineage: Eukaryota; Metazoa; Ctenophora; Tentaculata; Lobata; Bolinopsidae
Exons: 17
Coding region: 45-2675 (876 amino acids)
Biological process (GO): negative regulation of RNA catabolic process; regulatory ncRNA-mediated heterochromatin formation
Cellular component (GO): catalytic step 2 spliceosome
Source: RefSeq, a predicted model, not a curated record